GAGGAAACUUAUAUAUUAAAGCAGGGUUAAGGCUGGAGUUAUGAGGGUGGGGGCUGCAGCCUUGGCUGGGGGAAUUUUUGGGGUAAUAGGGACUCUGUGUUUCUUCCUGGCAUUUGGUACUGACUACUGGCUGGUAGCAAGUGACAACUGUGGACCAUAUACAUGGCCAACAGAGCCAACGCUUACUGGGGAUAAAGAUGCCAACGGGACCGAGAUGCAGUCAGUGGAAGCAGUGAGUGCCUCGCCUCCUUCCCUCACUCUGCACCACGAGGGCUUUUUCUGGCGCUGUGCGUUUCAGGUGGAGCCCACAGCACACGCGGUCCUGGCCACUCUCUUCACAAACCAGCCAGAGUCUAAGGUUUGCAUCCAUGGUUACCUCUUCCCAUUACCUGUUGCACUUGGACAAGUUCCUCAUCCAAAUUAUGACCCUACAGCAGUGUUUCGGGGCUUCUGGACCGUGCUGAUAAUCCUCGGACUCGUCUUAGCUCUGGCUGGAGGCUUCCUCUUAGUCUGUGGCGUUCCUUUCAUCAGCCACAAGCUCUACAAGCUGGGCGGGGCCUUCCUCAUAGCUGCUGCCUGCUUGUUCCUGUUCACGCUUCUGCUCUACGUACUGUGGAUGGAGGUGGUGGAUGUGAGGAGCUACAUCCUGCAGGAGAGGGGAGAAUCAUGUCCGAACGCAGAGGUUUCAGUGCUCUAUGGUCUGUCGUUCAUGGUGGCGGCUGCUGGAGUGCCUCUGGAGCUCAUCUCUGGGUUGGUCUUCAUGCUGGUGGGCCGUGCGAUCCAUGCCAGCAAGUGACCUGACUGGAUCACAGAGGAGGACUAGCCUUUUUAGGUCCUGCACUGGACUGGGCAACACACUUGUUGGAUGUAAAUACUGGAAAGACUAACAUUAUUUUGGAUGUUCUGGAAGUUUUCUAUCACUUGCUUUGCGUAAUUUCUUUAAAAAUCACUGUUUACUUAAAUUUAUUAUCACAACAAGUCGCUGCUGUGUUUUAUUAAUGCCGCAAAUGAUAAGCAGAAGGUGAGAAGUGCACAGAUGAACCAGCCAUGCCCUGAUUUUGGCGCAUGAUCAAAGUGUGUUAGCUGCAGCAGAGUGAGGAGGGAGGCCGGAAUGGCUGGAUGGA
This is a messenger RNA of Archocentrus centrarchus (flier cichlid), 1124 nucleotides long. RefSeq names its product transmembrane protein 182-like. The transcript is spliced from 5 exons. Lineage: Eukaryota; Metazoa; Chordata; Actinopteri; Cichliformes; Cichlidae. Gene Ontology annotation, cellular component: membrane. The record is from RefSeq and is a predicted model, not a curated record. The coding region runs from base 41 to 796 and encodes 251 amino acids.